This is a messenger RNA of Microplitis demolitor, 1685 nucleotides long. It is a transcript of the gene Pu, whose product is annotated as saccharopine dehydrogenase-like oxidoreductase. The record is from RefSeq and is a predicted model, not a curated record. Bases 110 to 1378 code for a protein of 422 amino acids. The transcript is spliced from 8 exons. NCBI's taxonomy places the organism in Eukaryota, Metazoa, Arthropoda, Insecta, Hymenoptera, Braconidae. Gene Ontology annotation, cellular component: plasma membrane; mitochondrion; lipid droplet. Gene Ontology annotation, biological process: glycolipid biosynthetic process.
UCGACUAGUACACCUUGUUAUUGCGUAGUUUAGUAUUACGUCUUAUUUUUAUCAAUUCAAAGUCAGUCAGGAUCAGAAUUGAUAAUUCUUGGAAUACAUAACAAUUAAAAUGGCUGACGAACGUCUUGACGUUGUAAUUUUUGGAGCAACAGGAUUUACUGGAAAGUAUACUGUCAAAGAGGCUGCUAGAUUAUCUAAACUAAAACCAUUUUCUUGGGGUGUUGCUGGACGUAACAAAGAACGUUUAGAAGCUGUACUGAAAGAAUUUGCUGCAGAACAUAAUAACAUUCCAAUCAUAAUUGCUGAUGUUAAAGACGAAGAGUCUUUGAAGAAAAUGGCUGAAAAAUGUAAAAUCGUCGUAAAUUGUUGCGGCCCGUACAGAUUUUAUGGAGAGCCUGUUGUGAAGGCUUGCAUAGCAGCUGGUACACAUCAUGUUGACGUCAGUGGUGAACCUCAAUACAUGGAGAAAAUUCAACUCGAGUAUAGCAAAGCAGCUAAAGAAGCAGGAGUUUAUAUAAUUAGCGCAUGUGGAUUCGAUAGUAUUCCAUGUGACCUCGGUAUUAUUUUUAUCCAGCAAAAAUUCGGCGGUGAAGUAAACAGCGUCGAGACUUACUUGAACACAUGGAGAAGUGGUAAUUUAGGAGGUCCUGGUCUUCAUUACGGAACAUGGGAGUCUGCCGUUUAUGGACUAGCCCACGCCAAUGAGCUACCAGAGUUACGUUCUAAGCUUUAUCCAACUAAAUUACCUUCUUCUGAACCUAAACUACGCCCAAGAGGAAUUAUCCAUCGUUCUGAAGUAUCUGAAGGAUGGUCUGUACCUUUUCCUGGUUCCGAUCGUUCAGUUGCUUAUAGAUCUCAACGUUUUCUUUACGAAAAAGAUAAAAUUAAACCAGCACAAGUUCAAACUUAUGUUACAUUUAGAUCACUUUGGGCUGUACUAUCAGUGGCAUGUAUUGGGGCCGUGUUUUCACUGAUGACAAAAUGUAAAUGUGGACGUAAUUUACUUCUUAAGUAUCCAUCAUUUUUCUCCGGUGGGUUUGUCAGUCAUGAAGGACCAAACCCCGAGUCUUUGGAAAAAACCCAGUUCUCAAUAACAUUCAAAGCUACUGGUUGGAAAGAUAAACUCACUGAACCAACUGACAAACACACUGAGCCUCCGAAUAAAGAAGUCAUUGGUAAAGUUUCGGGUACUAAUCCUGGUUAUGGAGCAACUUGUACUAUGCUCAUGAUUUCUGCGCUCACUAUUCUUCGUGAAGCUGAUAAACUUCCCGAUAAGGGUGGAGUACUUCCACCUGGGGCCGCAUUCGCUAAGACUUCAAUGAUCGAACAAUUAAAUAACAAUGGUGUUAAAUUUGAAAUAAUUAAAGUAACUGAGUAAGAUAAUCAACUAUGAACAACAUCUUUUUAUAUAUUAUAUAUUUAUAGCUUAUCCAAAGUGUCAUGAAUAAUCAAUUAUCUUUUUUUAUUAAUCAAUUAUAUUAUACAAUAAUAUUAAUAAUAAUUAAAAAUUUGAUAAGUCUGAAAAAGUACUUCGAGUCUUAACUAACGUAAAAAACAAAUUCUUUUUUGCCAUAAAACAUUUCAAAGUAAAAACAAAAUAUCUAUUAAUAAUAAUUCUUCUUAUAACUUAAAAACUUUGUUACUUUUUAUUAAUAACUUUUAUGAAAGUACUUUUACGGGUUUAA